Lolium rigidum is the source of this 1439-nucleotide messenger RNA. RefSeq names its product F-box protein At4g00755-like. Lineage: Eukaryota; Viridiplantae; Streptophyta; Magnoliopsida; Poales; Poaceae. Gene Ontology annotation, molecular function: protein binding. Bases 93 to 1079 code for a protein of 328 amino acids. The record is from RefSeq and is a predicted model, not a curated record. The transcript has 5 exons.
GCGAGCGCUAUCGUGCUUCCAACUCUGCAAGCCACAUCUCGUUUUCCCCACUCUGCUAGGGUUUGGAGAGAACACGAGAUUUUGCAUCAGGGAUGGAAGCGGAGCCGCCGGAGCAAGACCGGGGGAUGGACUUCCUCGAGUACCUCGGCCCGGACACCUCCGCCAUCGUCUUCAGGCUGCUCGACGGCCCCGCCGAUCUCGCCCGCGCCUCCGCCGUCUCCCGCUCAUGGCGCCGAUUCGUUAUACAAAAUCAGUUCAGCAAGAUCCAGUGCCUGCGAGCUUAUCCAGAGGUUGCCAACUUCAUGGAUAUUGAGGUACGCGGUUCCGGUAGUAGCGUACUUCGAAAUGCCAGAUGGAGUGCUGCUGCCGAGCUUGACAAGCUUGAGAGGGAUCACAGGGUGUAUAUGCAACUUAGCCAUGGUCUUCUCUCGCCGUACAACGCCAAGGAUUGCAUCAGCCACUGCGUAGGCGCAUCCAGCACCGACCGUUACCCUGACGAGGCCAUUGAAAAUACACUCGAUGCAGCUGAUCGUGUGGGGUGGGUAGGGUCCUAUUGGUCCAGCAUGGGGCAUAGGGAUCCUGCUUUGGCAGAAUGCCUGAUGUAUAGGCUCCAGGCAGACCUAUGUCUCGUUGAUGAAAUCAGAAUGCAGCCAUUCAAAGCAUUUUUCCGAGAUGACGAGCCUAUAUAUUCAGCAAAGCGUAUCCGGUUUCAAAUGGGCUGUCCAAAGUCACCUCCAUGGUCUGGAACAACUAUAUAUAGUGAAGAUGAAGGGCAGCUCAUUGCUGAUAGCAACUAUAUCUGGACGUACACAUCUCCAGAAUUUCCAAUAUUGCAGGAAAAUGUGUUGCAAUCCUUUAAGCUACCACACCCUGUUCUAUGUAUCGGCGGGGUGGUGAAAAUUGAGCUACUUGGUGGAGUGGUGAAGGAUGCUUUUGAUGGUCUGUAUUACAUAUGUGUGUCUCAUGUCCAAAUAAUGGGCAUGCCACUCUCAGGAAAACUUGGGGUUGCUCCUCGUGGGACUGGUGUAGUCCUCAGUUACUAUCCGACUCGUCGUAAAACCGUACCUCACAGUGAGUAGUCAGGGGAUGACGGUCGCAGCAGCUGCACAGCUUUGCGUUGAGGGUCUGGAACUCUGCUAAGGGACAGGAGGAGGGUUGAACCAAGCGCUGUUGAGCAGGCUGUUCGCUGGCCCACUGCAGUUUGUGGACAAGGAAGAUAAAUCAGAGUAAUAAUCUACUAAUCUCCAUAGAAGAAAAGCCUAUGUCAUUGAGGUCGGGUGCCUUUUGAUUUUGAACAAAUGAAACGUACUUCAUAUAAGGUUAUCCUGAGAGAACGUGUUUGUGUAAUAUCGUGCAAAAGAAACGCAUCAUACUUGUAAUCGAAUCAUUGCAAUUUGUGAAUGAAUGGAUAUGAACAUCUUCAAACUGUUUGGAAGAAA